This is a messenger RNA of Pocillopora verrucosa, 1611 nucleotides long. The record is from RefSeq and is a predicted model, not a curated record. NCBI's taxonomy places the organism in Eukaryota, Metazoa, Cnidaria, Anthozoa, Scleractinia, Pocilloporidae.
GAGGUGCAACUUUCAUGCCUUCUUCAUUUGGGGGUUUAUUUGGAUUUUCUUCUUUAAUAAGGUCUGUUCCAACAAACUGUCGUCUCUGUCCUGGAUACAUUUCCCCAACCACUUUGACAGCUAUGGCCAGUACUGCUAGUGAAGGUGCAUCAACAAGUGUGACACCACCUGACUACACAUGUACUCCUGAUCAGAUCCACAUCCUAUGUCAGUGCUGUCUUCAGCCAAUGCCACACAGAUGGCCUGAUUCAAUGACAGCAAGUAUUCCUGCCCAGAAGUGUUCAGUUUGUCAAAAGGCAUUUUGCCAUUUGCUAUGGGGCUGUCAUGGAAGUGGCUGUUUGGGAUGUCUCAAUAAAUUCAAAGAUUUCAAUAUUGGAGAUAACACUUUCUUGGUAAUAAUCAACAACAAUCCAUAUGAAUCCAAAAUACUUAAGGAUUACUUAACCGAACAAAACAUUUGUGAAAAAGACUUGUUACAGAAGUGUGUUCUAAAGCUGGACUCUAAAGAAUACACGACAGUGGUCGAUGUGAGACAGAAAUCCAUGGGAGACCAAGUUUGGUUCGGAUUAGCGCAAGAUGCAGCAAGCCAUGAUAUCAACUCAGAAAGUGUGCUUUGUUACAGAUGUGCAUUGCGGAAUUUCAAGGAGCUAGCGUAUCAGUUUCGUCGUGACAUACCAAUGGAUCAGCUACCAGAGACAGUGCAUAGACGUGCUGAUUGUUAUUGGGGUAAACAUUGCCGAACUCAGAGGACUAAACCACUUCAUGCAAGUCGCUUCAAUCACAUUUGUGAACAGACAAGAUUUACAUAGCUGACAUUAUCUUUAUCAGCAAGAAGUUUGCCCAACAGUUUGCCAGUAACUAUUACAGUAAAUAAUGCAUGGUGCAUCAUGGACCACACUAAUCAAAAUGCAAACAUAUCCCAGCAUACUUUUUCAAACUGAUAUUGUCUUCGAAAUACCUCAUUUGUGUGUUAUUUAAUGUUUAUUUGAAUAAAAAAGAGAUGAACAAUUUUUACAAAUUUGGUCAAAAUUCACUAAGUAAUUAUCAAAUAUGACAAUGUUACAUACUUAUUUACAAAAGCUUUAAAAAUGAUGUUCCAAAAAUUAAAAUAUUUGUUCCUUAAGACAUGGUUGCUCACAAAAGUUUUCAAAAGACGAUGAAAUAUAACGAACUCAAAGUUACAGACAACGCCCGGCUUUGAAGGUAUUAAGCAAUUAGAGAGAUUAAAGACUUGGUCGCCCGCAUUGACGAUGAUCUGUGGAAUGUUAAAAGAGAAUCCGAGUCAAUGUGACGAUUUUAAGUCAAACGAAAGUACAGGUAGUACUACAGUUAACACAAUGCUAAAUUAUUGACAGGUAAAUUUUUGGCAUUUAAUUUACUGAACAGCACUACACUUACUUCCGUAUAUUGUGUUACUGGCAAAACACCUUACGAGGUCUUGCGACAAUGAUUCAACUUAGGGAGCUUAUAACAUGCAUUUUACAGUUUACUUAUAUUUUUCCACGGGAAACAGUGCUCGCCAUAAUAAGAUGUAAUGGGCGAUGGUAAGGAUAUGGACACCUUAGACAGUUGAAAAAAAGAUUGGGCGAGUACUUUGCAAAAGUACUAAAG